AGCUGUUAACAAUUCAAAGGCAUUGAGGUCUCAUUCCCGCCCGUGACCGGCUGCUGGCGCAAAGCCAAAAUGCUGCUUCCAAACCCAACAAACGACCAGACGAUGACACAACCGCUGUCACUUGCUUCUGACAGCCCCUCUAGCUACUAGUAACACCCGUGCAGCUAUCUAGCGGCUAUCUAGCUUGUACAAGAAUGUCUGGCAAUAAAGCGGUCCGGUUGGACGGCAGCCAACCUAUGCAGGGCACGAACCUGGCGCUCCAAGCGUUCAUCUUGGUCGUGUCCAUCAUUCUGGCAAUGGCCUGUGGUUGGUGCCUACGAUCUUGUCUUCCCAGAGGUAGCAGCAGCUUAUUGCGAGAGGCUCUACAAAGGGCAACGGAAACGGAAGAACGGCGAAAGCGAUUUGUCGAUGAACACUUGGAGUCCUUUGAAUGGCGGGGAGAAGAAGAGGCUGCUAUAAAAAUGGCAACGAAACAACAAGAACAGAACCAAAAGAAAAUGGACAAGAAAGCAACCACCCAACAUGACAAAGAAACCAACCUUGAUGUCAGUCUCGGCUGUGAUGGAGUGGAAGAAGAAGAAGAGAGACAACAAGAUCACUCACAGAGUCACAGUCACAGCGACAGUACAUGUAGUAGCGCCAACCCUGACGAUCAGGAUUGCCCAGUCUGCUUGGCACCGCUGCAGAAGGGGGACGAUGUCGCAGCAUCCGACAACGACAAAUGCCCUCAUAUCUUUCACAGGGAGUGUGUCUACAUGUGGCUACUCCGGAAAACAGACUGCCCCAUGUGCCGACAUACAUUCUUAAAAGGGCCAGAAGAAGAAGAAGAAGAUGUAGAGCAGCAACAAUCGACCAGCAAUAAUACCGAGCAAAAUUCAUCGCAACAAAACCAACAAACAACGGUGCCACCACCAGAUAGUCUGUCCAACAGGAAUGCAGUUGUUCACGAAUCAUCAGAAGAAGUUCUAGCGUGAAUGAUCAAGUCAAUCCCAAUUUUUUUCAGCUUCUUUCUUGUAAAUGACAUUACAUUUUCGUAGCCUGUCAGUAGACUACGCAUAAGUUUAUGCAUAAGUUAUUAUUGCGC
Messenger RNA from Seminavis robusta, 1084 nucleotides. The record is from the annotation of a GenBank genome assembly. Lineage: Eukaryota; Bacillariophyta; Bacillariophyceae; Naviculales; Naviculaceae.